GCGCGCUCUCCCGCCGUGUCCAGUACGUGGUUGUCGCGUCGAGUGUCUCUGACCGCCUCUCUACGUCAGUGUAUAUCGUUCAGGAGUGGUCCUGCCCACCUGUGGCUGGUCCCAGAUGGUGUAGUCGCAGGAAGACAGAGUGAACACAGAAUCAAUGGAUUUAACCGGACAGUUCGUCCUAGUGUUGCUCUAUCAGGGGGCUAUUGUGGCAGAUUUGUCUGAGCUGUCGCAUCCACAAGCUCUCUCCAAUUACGAUAAUGGGGAAGCCACCGUCGACUUUGCUGUGAGCAACGGCUUUGGAAUCACAGAACCGUCUGCGGUCUUUCACCUCAGCGGGUGGGAUUUGGAUUAUAACCCUCAACAAAGUAUUGAUUUCUCCCUCAAAGCCUCUUCACUUUCUGACAGUGGGCCCCACCUUGAACCGGAUAUUUUAGGGACGGUUGAAAAUGAGGAAAAUUACUCUCCUCUAGUGAAUCUAAUAAAUAUUGAGGAUACUGGAAAAGAUAUUUCAACUAAUAAGUUAAUAAUUAAUAGUACUAAUAUAGAUAGAUCGAGAAAACAAUCAAAAUACAAGCAUGGCUUACUAAAAUCAUUAAACCUAGUUCUAAAUGAAAUUCAUUAUCAAGAAUCUAGACUAGAUACAGAACACAGAAACCCAACAGUGUUAAGCGCCGUUCAACCUUCACCUACUGAUGUAUUAACGAGGUCCUUCAGUAAAUCCACCAAUAGUUCGAGGAAUAUUAAAACUAGUCAGUCAUCAUUUAGUCUUUUGAAAAACGCUCUGCAGAAAAGCGUGGUUUCAAAGGAAAACAGAACAUCGGCGUUAGACCACUCGAGGCGCUUUCGUGAACUCACAAAGAGGCGGAAGUACUCCAUGAACUUUGUAAAGAGGGAGAACAUUAACGGCUCGGAAAACGUUUUCGACCUAACCGCAUCGAACAUUACUUUUGGAAUAACCGAGUUACAAGAAAAUAUAUCUCUUGGUUUUAUAAGAAACAGUAAAAUUCCGUUCGUUGAUAUUUUUGGAGUGUCUUCCAUAAACAAUUACACACAUCCUUCUGAAUCUCAAACGGCACACCAGUUUGUCGAUGAAGAUCUUCUUAACACGUUAAAUUACUCUGAUUUCAAACUAGAACGUGCUCCUAUGACAAAUAAUAAUUCCAACAACCAUCUUUUGAAUACAAAUAUAGAACUUAAUAAAGGGGCAUCCACCAUGUCACGUUUGAAAAAUUCAAGUUCCAUAGUUAGUCCAAAUAAAACUCUUUUCUCUCCUUCUUUUACAUAUUUGGGUUAUCUUCCAGUGCCAACAAGCUCUCAUCCACCGACUAAAGAAUCCACCCUGUUUAGCAAUGGCGGUACAACCAGAGUCACUUUAUCGUCAUCUUCAAUGGGUCCAGACAAUAUACAUGUACCUGGAGUCCUUCCAAUGCCCUUAACAACUACUUCGUUGCCAAGGCCUACGCUUUCGACACUCUUCUCCUUAAAACCCACCUCUACUUCGGAUCCUUGGCCGGUGAAGCUCGCGGCGGAAAUACCAGGUGAUCUGAUACUCGGAGGACUCAUGAUGGUUCACGAACGAGAAGACUCGGUCACCUGCGGCCCCAUCAUGCCUCAGGGUGGUAUCCAGGCCUUGGAGACCAUGCUGUACACCUUGGACGUCGUCAACAACAUGCCUGAUGCUCCCUUCACCCUGGGGGCCCAUAUACUGGAUGACUGUGACAAGGAUACUUACGGGCUGGAAAUGGCAGUAGACUUCAUCAAGGGCUCCAUUAGUAAUAUAGACGACGCCGAAUAUCACUGCAACAAGACUCAGAUACGGAAAGUGAUCUCUGGUGUGGUGGGCGCAGCGUCCAGUGUCACCUCCAUCCAGGUGGCCAACUUACUGCGUCUCUUCAAGAUUCCUCAGGUAUCCUUCUUCUCUACCAGCCCCGAGCUCAGCAACAAGCAGAGGUUCGAGUACUUCACUCGCACCAUCCCCUCGGACCAUCAUCAGGUCAAGGCCAUGGUGGAGAUCGUCCGUAGACUCGGCUGGAGCUACGUCUCCAUCAUCUAUGAGGAGUCAAAUUAUGGCAUCAAGGCGUUUGAGGAGUUGGAGGUCCUGCUAGCCAAGUACGAGAUAUGUAUCGCAGUAAAGGAGAAGUUGGUCAAGGACUCGGGGGUCGCUGAGGAGACUGCUUACGACACCAUCGUGCUCCGCCUUCUGACCAAGCCGAGGGCUCGAGGAGCCAUAAUCUUCGGGUCGGACCAGGAGGUGGCAGGGUUGAUGAGAGCGGUAAGACGCUGCAAUGCCACCGGUAACUUCUCUUGGAUUGGCAGCGAUGGAUGGUCAGCCCGCAGCCUGGUGUGGCAAGGCAACGAGCGAGAGGUGGAGGGUACUCUUAGUGUCCAGCCUCAGGCCAACCCUGUGGCCGGAUUUGACCGUUACUUCCUCAAUCUGACUGUGGACAAUAACCACCGCAAUCCUUGGUUUAUAGAAUUUUGGGAACACCACUUCCAGUGCCGAUACCCCAACAGCCCUCGCACCCCCCACAACCAGAGACACACUCGGAUGUGCACCUCCCGAGAACAGCUCACUGUAGACAAUACAGUGUUCGAGAAUCAACUCCAGUUCGUCAGUGACGCUGUGAUGGCCUUUGCUGUUGCUCUCAGAGACAUGCACAGGGAACUCUGCCAUGGCAGUCUAGGACUCUGCGAACACAUGAGACCCACCAAAGGUCCGGAACUGCUCAAAUAUUUGCGUAAAGUCAACUUUGAAGGCCUGUCUGGAGACAAGUUCAAGUUUGACUCUAACGGUGACGGGCCAGCGCGUUACAAUAUCAUUCACUUCAAGCAGAUGUCGUCCGGCAACUACCGGUGGGUCAAGGUCGGAGACUAUCUGGACGGGGAGUUGACUCUAAACAUGUCAGAUGUACAGUUCCGCCUGGGGCAGUCACAACCCCCAGAGUCUGUCUGUAGUCUGCCGUGUGAGUUGGGACAAGCCAAGCAGUACGUGGAGGGAGAGAGCUGUUGUUGGCACUGCUUCAACUGUACACAGUACCAGGUAAGACACCCUCUGGACGAGACUCAGUGUGUUAUGUGUCCUGAGGGAACAGUACCAGACCCCAGCAAACAACAGUGCCUGAAUAUUCCAGAGGUGUUCCUCAAGGCAGAGAGUGCCUGGGCCAUCGGAGCUAUGUCUCUGUCUGCUACAGGUAUCAUAAUAACCCUCCUAGUGGUGGGGGUGUUUCUUCGACACAACACGACCCCGGUGGUCAAGGCCGCGGGCCGGGAGCUAAGUUAUGUCCUGCUCACCGGUAUACUGCUGUGUUACUCCGUCACCUUCGCGUUGGUGCUGCGGCCCAGCAAUGUCGUCUGUGGCAUCCAGAGGUUCGGGACAGGGUUCUGUUUCACGGUGGUGUACGCAGCGUUACUCACGAAGACUAACCGGAUAGCCCGUAUCUUCAACGCCGGCAAGCGGACUACAAAGCGGCCCAACUUCAUCUCCCCUAAGUCUCAGCUGAUCAUCUGCAGCGGUCUUGUGUCUGUGCAGGUCUUGAUCAACGGUAUAUGGAUGAUCGUAUCACCCCCUCGGGCCAUCCACCACUACCCCACACGGGAGGAUAACCUGCUGGUCUGCGCGUCAUAUGUCAAUGCUUCAUACAUGAUAGCGUUUGGCUACCCCAUAUUGCUCAUCCUGGUUUGUACCGUGUACGCUGUCCUCACUCGGAACAUACCUGAGGCAUUCAACGAGAGUAAGCACAUAGGGUUCACAAUGUACACUACUUGUGUGAUAUGGCUGGCAUUCGUACCUCUGUACUUCGGCACUGGUCACCACAUGCCGCUCCGCAUCACCUCCAUGUCCGUGACUAUCAGUAUGUCCGCCAGCGUCACUCUGGUCUGCCUCUUCUCUCCUAAGUUAUACAUCAUCUUGGUCCGACCAGAGCGCAAUGUACGCCAGUCCAUGAUGCCAAGUCGGCACGGACUGUUCAAGUCCGGCACUGCAGCCAGUGUCAUGGUCGGUGCAGCUCCAGUGGCCCAUACUCACCAACCGUUUGCUCAAGUCCUUGGUCAAAGAGAAUGCAUAGCUCUGGAGAUCAAUGAGGACACCAAGAAACACAAAAAGGACAAAGUCCAGACAUCGACAAGGUCGACUCAAACUACGACAACGACGCCAAUAGCAAUAACCAACAAGUCUCCCACUUUAGCUAAGGUGAACAACGUCGUCAACAACAUUUCCUCGUUUGUCGAGAACGGGCCUCCGCUGAACCUCUAGCAGCACGCCCCGCAGUCGCAGCGCAAGGCUCACCGUCGCCGCAAAAUCAUUCCCAAGAGCAGAACCCCCGUCGUCGUAUGAUCACUGUACAUAUUCUAAUAAAAGCGAUU
This is a messenger RNA of Homalodisca vitripennis (glassy-winged sharpshooter), 4362 nucleotides long. Its product is annotated as metabotropic glutamate receptor 2-like. The record is from RefSeq and is a predicted model, not a curated record. Gene Ontology annotation, cellular component: membrane. The coding region runs from base 155 to 4252 and encodes 1365 amino acids. Gene Ontology annotation, biological process: G protein-coupled receptor signaling pathway. Gene Ontology annotation, molecular function: adenylate cyclase inhibiting G protein-coupled glutamate receptor activity. Lineage: Eukaryota; Metazoa; Arthropoda; Insecta; Hemiptera; Cicadellidae. The transcript has 17 exons.